CCCAUUCUUAUAUGAAGUCAGCGACGUAAACAUUUUUAUCACCUGGACAUGAAAACAAAACGUGAACACCGCACAGCUGAAGUGGAUAUCCAACAUCAUGAAGAGCAGAAAUUCUCUUUCGGGCUUUCUUUUCAUAAUUUCUUUACAAUCUUCAAUGAUUCCAGUGGCAAAAUUCUCGCCGGAUGAAGUUUCUUCAACUGAUUUUAGUGCACCUCCUGGUCACUUAGAGCCGCUCGGAUCUCAAAAUGUGAAACAUUCUCUUGAAGUUAUCAACGACUUCUUAACUCCUAUUGAGUUUUUCAAAAACUACGUAUACCCCAUCAAACCUGUCUUGAUACGAGGGGGAGCAAAAAUCUCGCCGGCUUUGACUAAAUGGACGGACGAAUAUUUCCUCUCUUUACCAGAAUCAAACGACUUUAAUGUUACUGCAGAACAAAGAAAAAAAGAGAUUCGAACAUUCCCUGCCUACGAUGUGAGCUUUAAGGAGUUUGUGUCAACGUACAGAAAAGAGGAUAUUUACAUGGUGAAUGGUGUUCCUCCUUUCUUGCAGAAAGAUGUUAUGUUACCUCCCCCACUCUUAUGUAAUGAUAUUGUGAAGGACAAGUUAAUUGACACGGUGAUGUGGUUCAGUAGUGGUGGCACAAAGUCAGUCUUACAUAAUGACGAUGUUGACAACAUCAACUGUUUGUUCAGUGGAACCAAGGAGCUUUUAUUCAUAGACUACAAAAAGUACAAAAAACAGGUUCCAAUAGAUUUCCCCUCUGGUGGCUAUUCUGGUGUAGAUGUUGAUCGGGUUGAUUUUGUUAAGUACCCCAGUCUAGAAAAUGUAGAGUACUUUAAUGUGACAAUGGAACCCGGUGAUUGUUUGUUCAUUCCUUACAAAUGGUAUCACCAGGUACGCUCAUAUGAUCGUAACAUAGCUGUGAAUGUUUGGUGGAAACAUUUACCUGACUUUGUUCCACAAGAUUGUGAUAUGGAACCCAACCAGACAUUAGACAAUUUCAGGUUCUCAAGUCUUGAAGAAGAUGCAAGUAACAGUCAAGAACAAGAAGGUUUCAUGGGACACAUUAGUGUGCUGGUUGCCAAUGGUCAAGUUGGUUUUAGGGAGUUUGAAGACAAAUUGAAAACAGUACGUUCUAGGUUUUUACUCUGACUUGCG
Stylophora pistillata is the source of this 1159-nucleotide messenger RNA. Its product is annotated as tRNA wybutosine-synthesizing protein 5. The record is from RefSeq and is a predicted model, not a curated record. NCBI's taxonomy places the organism in Eukaryota, Metazoa, Cnidaria, Anthozoa, Scleractinia, Pocilloporidae.